AUGGUUUUCUGUUACAAAAUAAUAACGGAUUCGCCACGUCGUUCGACGUCAGUAUCGCCUAGAAAGAAAUCAGCGUCCCCGAAAUGUCAUUACCUCCCCAACUCUAUGUCCGAGCUGAUCGCGUCCGUGGACUAUGAGGGGUGCGGCGCUGACAUCGACUCCAUUCCCGAGCGCGACUGGCGGCUGCUGGCAGCCCUGGCGCGCAAGAGAGAGGAGAACGAGGAGCGGGAGAGGCUCGCGGAGCAGUUCCGAACGCUGUGGCAGAAGGAGAAGCAGCAAAGGGAGAUGAUCGAAGCCGAGACCUCGGAGGAGUUCAAGCGCUACGUUCACGAAAAGCGAGCACGGGAGCGCUCGUGCCUGGAGUGGAGGCAGUUCCAGAGGUCCCUGGAGCAACAGCUGAAGAGGGGCGAGCUGAUGGACCUCAUCGAGUGCAAGGAGCAGCGGUGCGCCGCCCUUCUGGCUCUGAACGACGACAGAAAGAUGAACGACAUGAUGGGUAGGGCGAUGGAGGGCGGUAGGCGCGCGCUCCUGGCGGCCGACAGGCGCACCAGGAAGAUGUCGGCGGACGAGCGACGCCGCGGGAUGCAGUUAGUGUACGCCAAGAGACGGGAGGACGACGCGUGCAAGCGACGAAGCGCGAUGCUUAGAGACGCCGCCCAACGUGCGGCGAUCGGCAACGCUCUUAGCUCCUGGGAGUCGGCGCUGCUUCGCCAGGAGUUGGGGGCUGAGGAGGCGGCGCGAAGGGCGCAGCUGACGUCACGUGUCUCGUGCAAGCACGCGCGUGCCAGUAAAUGGGCGAGCGAACGCGAUAUAAGGCUGCGACGCACUAGGCGUUUGGCGGCGCUCACCGCGCGGCUAAGAAACGCCGUGAUUGGCGGACGCCAA
This is a messenger RNA of Iphiclides podalirius (scarce swallowtail), 885 nucleotides long. The record is from the annotation of a GenBank genome assembly. NCBI's taxonomy places the organism in Eukaryota, Metazoa, Arthropoda, Insecta, Lepidoptera, Papilionidae.